Molecule: messenger RNA, 2124 nt
Organism: Lactuca sativa (garden lettuce)
Lineage: Eukaryota; Viridiplantae; Streptophyta; Magnoliopsida; Asterales; Asteraceae
Product: protein FAR1-RELATED SEQUENCE 5
Molecular function (GO): zinc ion binding
Source: RefSeq, a predicted model, not a curated record
AUGUCUAGUAAAGAAUAUGAAGAUAUUUGUUCUAGUUAUUUAAUUGAUAAAGCAAAGGAAUCUUCCCAAAAUUUAACUAUCGGAAAUUCAUUAUCAACGUUAGAUGAUGUUGAUAAAGGAAGUAAUGAAUCGGAAGACUCUUUCAAUGUUUUAACUAUUGAACCUUCAAAAUCAACAUUCAACAAUGAAACUGACUCUGAAGUUCAACUUUCAAAAGGAAAUACAAGAUCAGCAGCAAAAGAAAAGGAUAAAGAAACAUCUUAUAUAAAUCAAGAUGAUGUAAAUCAUGCCAAAGCAGCUGGUUUUGGAAUUAGAUUAGAAACAACCAAAUACGGGGAUCAAAGUCUAAGGAAAAAACAAGAAAGGAAAUCAUAUUCUAAGGUCACAGGAUGUAUGGCAAUGAUUGGUUUUGACAGAAAUGCUGCAACAAAUAAAAUCACCGUAUAUGCAUUUGAAGACGCACAUAACCAUCCACUUACUGAAUUUAAUGAAGAAAACAUCUGCUCUCCAAAUCAUCGUCUUAGUAUUUUUUAUCAAGAACUAAUUGUUAAAGCUUCAACUAUCAAUAUUGGUGCCACAAAAGCACACAAGUUAAGAGCAUCAUUAAAGGGAGGAUAUGAUAAUUUGCCAGCAACAAAGAAUGAUUUCAAAAACUUUUGGAGAGAUUAUACAAAUAUUGUUGGACCAAAUGAUGCUCAAUGUGUUGUAGACCAGUUGAUAAUUCGCAGAGAUAAUUAUCAAAAUUUCAAUUUUCAAUAUAAGUUGGAUGAUGAUGUGCUAAAUGCUAUGUUUUGGGUUGAUGAAACAGGAAGAGAAAACUACUCUAAGUUUUCUGAUGUUAUAUCAAUGGAUGCUACUUAUAGAACAAACAGGUACAAUAUGAUAUUUGUUCCUUUCACUGCAAUAAACAAUCAUGACAAGACAAUCAACGUUGGAGCAGGACUAAUAUCUGAUGAAACUAUUGAAUCAUACUCUUGGUUAUUAGAAGCUUUUUUGUCAUCACAUAAGAAGAAACCAACAAUGAUUCUGUCAGACAUGGAUGCAGCAUUAUCUUGUUCAAUAUCAAAGGUGUUUCAAGGAUGUACUCACAGAUUAUGUAUGUGGCACAUAAUGUCAAAAAUGCCAUCAAAGAUUGAAGCUGACUUAGUUUCAAAUUCAGAUUUCAAGAAACGCAUAAAUCAACUAGUUUGGAAUAUGAAUAUCAAACCAUCAGAAUUUGAGAACAAAUGGGAUUUGAUGUUGAAUGAGUUUCAUUUGAAGGAAAAUAAAUGGUUGGCUGAUAUGUUCAACAAGAGAGAUAAAUGGAUUCCAUCCUAUUUCAGAGAUAUACCAAUGUGUGGACUUAUGAAGACUACAUCAAGAUCUAAACGUUAUGAACAAAAAAGAUUAGACAUUGCAUCAAGAGAUACUUCUCCACAACUGCUAUUUACAAAUGAAAAUUUGAAAAUAGAAAAGCAUGCAUCAUUGUGUUUUCAAAAAAAUUCGGUUUUGAUUGAUGGUCGUCAACAAUGCACAAUUAUCUACAAAGAACUAAAAUCAGGCAAGCGACCAGAAUUCAAGGUUUCUUUUGAUGCAAAAGAUGAAACAAUUGAAUGUGAAUGUUUGCAUUUCACAUUUUUUGGAAUCCUUUGUAGUCAUGCUUUCAGAAUUCUUAUAGAUUAUGACAUUCCCAUGAUACCUGAAAAAUACAUUCUGGAUAGAUGGAGAAAGAACAUAGUGGAUAUUGGUUUUCAAAAGAUAAACCAAAAAUGGAGAGUGUGCAGUACAGAAAUUUCAAAUCUCUUGCAGGAUGCAACUUCUUUUUUUGAGAAAUGCGUUGAAUCGGUUAUUCAUGACAAAGAAAAACUACAAGAAUUGGUGAACUCUCUUCAACAAUUAAGUGAAACUUGUGGAAAGGAUGUUUCUACAAGAUCAACUUCAAUUCCAAUAAAAGAUGUGAUUGCAAAUAUCAUCGGAGUUCCAAUUUCAAGUGAUGUGAAAAUCAAAGUACCAAGUGAGAUAAAAACAAAAUCACUUAAACCAAAACGCAAAUGCAAAGGAUGCAACCAAUUAGUCAACCAUGAUGUAAGAAAUUGCCCAUUAAAUCCUUCAAAUGUGCUUAGGCCUUUCAAAAAACAUCAAUAA